Molecule: messenger RNA, 1258 nt
Organism: Centruroides sculpturatus (bark scorpion)
Lineage: Eukaryota; Metazoa; Arthropoda; Arachnida; Scorpiones; Buthidae
Product: BTB/POZ domain-containing protein 7-like
Exons: 3
Coding region: 774-1139 (121 amino acids)
Biological process (GO): morphogenesis of a branching epithelium
Source: RefSeq, a predicted model, not a curated record
AAGUUUUCAGUGUGAAUAAUUUUAUACAGAAAUCUAUUAGUGCCUUUAUAUUUAGGGGAUGCACCUUAAUCUUGAAUUGUCUUUCAUGAAACAGUUCUCAUUAGCAAAAAGUUAUGUUGAUGUUAUUUCUUUGUCUGAUUGCUUUGUUCUUGGAACCUGAAAAAGCAAUAAGAAUAUAUAGAUAUGUAAAAGUUUUGUUAGACUUGGUGAAUGAAAAAUAAAUAAUAAUAAUUAAAUUUGUGAUUGCUUACACUUGCAAAUUUUAAAUAAUUCUGUUAAUUUUUAUCAUUUAAAAAAAAAAUAUUCAUGGUGAAAUUGACACUGAAUACAGUAGCAGCAUAAUGAAGUAGUACUGUUUAUGAUGGUGGUAACUGAGAUAUUACUAUACUUCAGAUAGAUGAUUGAUAUGGAAUAAUAAUAAAAUUAUUAUUUUUAUAUAAUACAAAAAUAAAUUAUUAAAUUAAUAUACAUGUAUUAAAAACAGUUAUCUUAAUUAUACUAUUAUGUUUCUUCUUUUAUAAAAAAAAAUUGUAUAUCAAUUAUAGGCAAGUGAACUUGAAAUUCUGCAAGCUGUUUUGAAAUGGGGUGAACAGCAACUUUGUAAAAGAGUGGAGGAGAGAGAACCAAAUAUAGUCAGUCAUACAGCUCAUAGUGUAAGUAGAAGGGGUCUUCGUAAAAGAGAUCUAAGUGAUCUAGAACUGAGAGAAUUACUUUCUGAUCUUCUUUGUCAUGUACGUAUAGACCAUAUUUUACCACCAGAUAGUGAAUUGUUAAUGUCUACUAUUAAAAGAGGACUUAUUAGUACUCCACCUUCAUUUAUGUUGGGAGAUGAUUUCUGUAUUGAUCACAAUUCAUGUAUGAGAACACAUACAUGGAUCAGGAGUCGAGGUAGUCGAGGUCUUUAUGUUCGACCCAGAUUAUUUACUCCCUAUGUGGAAGAAGCAAAGGCUUGGCUAGAAGAACAGUUAGGACAAGAAGCAGAAGUUGGACGUCGCAGAGUUUGGCCCAUUUCUCACAUUCCUGAUACAUUAUAUAUGGUAGAAAAACCUCUUGCACUUCAAGAGGGGUUUGUACCUUUUGGUCAUCUCUGUUCAACUGUAGCUCGUGAACAUAUAAAAGAAAUAUUAAUAGGUAAAUGAAUGUUUCCAUUUGUUUUAUCAUUACUAGAUUAAUCAUAACACAAAAACAUUCUUAUACACAAGAAGAGUUAGGAGAAAAGGGAAAUCAGUUAAGAGAAGAUAGUAUGGAUCAUUGUAAA